This is a messenger RNA of Chara braunii, 1992 nucleotides long. The record is from the annotation of a GenBank genome assembly. NCBI's taxonomy places the organism in Eukaryota, Viridiplantae, Streptophyta, Charophyceae, Charales, Characeae.
GUAGAUCGAUGUGGUGAGGUGUCACCUCCUCUCUCUCUGUCAGAGCGGUGUUUGUGCGUGGCAAUGUGCGCGGAGAUGUAUGCAGGAUCGGGGGGAUGGGCGCGCGCGCGCCGGUCGUAAGAAGUAGUACACUCGCUAUAAUUCUGUCCCUUGUGGAGAAUGACGAGCAGGGAGAGAACUCGUCAGAUUCCAGGUGUCAGAACUCGUCAGAUUCCAGACUUUUCCAACCAUUUCCGACCAUAAAAAAAUGGGAAGGACUUUCUUAAUUGACUUCGUCACUGUGCACUGUAGACUUACUGAACAGGGAAGAUGACACGUCGCUUCUCCAUGGCCCAGUACACCCAGAACGCAGGCCUGUCUUGUAUUGCCGACUGGCGGUGGUCCGAAUCCCAGAAUGACGCCCCGUCUGCUGCAGGUACUGGACCAGCAAGGAGUGGGGGGCCUGUCUGUGCUGUGGAAUACGCGAAGGUCACAGAGUGUGUGACCUUUGCACUGCGUUCCCAUGUCAUGACAGGCGGUCCUGCUUUGUCGUCGCCAGUGAUGCCUGUUCGCGGGUUCAGAAUCGAGCUAGGCGGUGAUGAUGAGCACACUCUCCGGCAGCGUCUGAGAAUGCGGGCAAUGGCUAUGGCCGACAGGCUGACCCCGCCCAUGGACGAACAAGCCGUGGGUGGCUAUGAGACGUCUCCGGCUCGCAAUGCAGGAAGCCAGCAUGGCAGUCCCGGCCCGUCAAGUGUUAGUUCUUUGAACGCUGACACGAUACCAUCCCAGCAGUCAGGUGCUCCCACUGCAAUGUCGCUGGCUGGGCAUGGGAGUCUUCGCGUGUUAACGGAACCGUUGUGUGAUGGUGCUCUUAGGCAGCAGCUCAGUCCGCAUGCUGCGUCAUCUGAGUACGUCCUCAAUCGCAUCAUCCGGGGCAUAGAGGCUGGUGUCCACCCUACGGAGCAUAUGAAUGGUGGGUGUAGAGGCCGGGGAUCGUCUGAGGGCCACCCUCCACGGCCGUGUCCGGGGGAGAAGAGUACAGAUCGGUGGGGGGAGACCGAAACUGAGUGGUUGUGCUGGUACAGAAAUGAGGUGAAGGCGUUGAUGGGGAAAGAAGCGUACGGGCGCGCGAGGCUGAAAGCUGGUUUUUGGAAGUAUGUGGAAGAGCGCAUGCGUGCGAAGGCUUACAACCGUGCAGACGACCAGUGCAAGAACAAGUUCAACCAGAUCCUUGACUACUAUAGAAGAUUGAAGGCGCACGAGAGCUGGUCCGGUUUGCCGAGCUACUGCGACAUGAAUCAGACAAGGCGGAAGAAAUACAACGUCGACUUUGUGCUUCGUCGACGUUGGUACAACAUCAUACAUCCGGUGGAGAACGACAAGGACUCUAUUAACCUCUCCAAUUUGAUGGAUUCAGGGGCAGACAAGGAGCAUCUUGAAGAUGGAGAGGGGGUGAAUGACAUUGAUGGGGAGAUGGAUGGUGGGGGUGAAGAUCCGGCGGCCGGGUCUGGCGGUUCGGUCGGUGGCUCACGGUCGACAGGUUUUGAGCCGACGCUCGGGAGACGAAAAAGAACUGCUAGCAAUGCACAUGAAUCCGGUGUACAGGCUAUGACAGUUGCUAUGCGUGCUCACACGACAACGCUGACACGAUCAGACCUCGCUAUCGCGAAGAUGCGUUGUGAAGCGACACGUGACAUCGCUAAGCAGCAGGUUGAGGUUCAUCACGAGCUUGUGCAGCAAGACAUUGCGUCACGCGAAAGGAUAGCUAACAUAAUGGGAGACAAGGUGGAGAAGGGUUAUUUCGUACUUGCUGAUGCCAUUCGCACCUUACGCCCUCGUACGGACAGUCCAUAUGGUGAUCCGGAUAGCAACGAAUUCCGGAGUCCAUUUGUGCUGCAGCUCGUAUGGGCAGUAUUUAUCUAGGCUGCCCCGGCGCCCGGCCGGGCGGACCCUGGCCGGUUGGGCCCGGGGGGGUCCGCCCGGGUGAACCGGGUGACGCAAAAACAGGCCCAG